AUGAUAACAUGGUGUGUGUUUAUUAAAUAGCAGAACAUAUGUGGAUUGGUUUAAAACUAAAAGAACCCUUUCCCGGGCUUCCCCCUGCAUUCAUCGCCCUCGCUUGUUAGUCAUCUUUGUCCAUUUUCAAGCUAGCCAACUCCGCAUUACAACUAGCCUUGCUAACAUGACUACAUUAGCUGUCACUGUUUAUCUGUAAGUCGCACAAAGCGUUUUUUAAUGUCAAUGCAUUCGUGUUUGUCACAUCUAAGCGACCUGUUGCCAUGUUUUUGGAUAUGGCUUUGUGGUUUAGUGCGAUCCAAUGCGGUUGGGAGGGCGGAAGCUAUGUUGGCUUACGUUAGCUAGCGGCAGCCAUCUUACGCGAGCAUUGUAGUCCUUGGGCUAGCUGGGGAGUGCUGGUGUGGCACAACAAGAUGGCCUGUUAAUACGCGUACAAGGAAGAAUUUCCGUGCCGACGCUCUGUGCCCCAAAUUGCACCGAAAUACUCGUUAAAGGGACGUUUUCGCCAUAGAUUGCAGAGCGUUCCUCUGGUUGUCACAGCCACAGAUCAGCCACCAUUCUUCACUCACUAGCAAGCCAUCAAUUCAAGACACUUUCAGGUCUGCUGACUGACAAAAGCACCAGCGCUGCGCCCACCCAAAGCGGCACCUAUACCCCGAUUCUUAGUUGAGUAAUACAUCCGGCAAGAAAACGGAGGUCGUGGGGCUGGAGUGUGUUCUUAUGGCGGAGUCAGAGACUGAAUGUGACACACCCGGCCUUGACACGCUGGGGUCGGAGUGUGUCAUAGCCCACAGCCAUGUCGACCUUCACUAUGGAGCCGAGACGGAAAUCAUGACGGAAGAAAAGCGCGGCCUGGAGUUGGAGAUUCACGGGGGCCUUGGCGCUGUCGCGUGCGUGGACGGCAUCGUAGAGACGGACCAUGAUUACAUCAAGGUGGAACACGACGAGAUCCACUGUUUUGCCGGAGCCGAGAUCAAGACGAGUGGCGAGCCGCUACUGGGAGAAGUGCUUCUCAAGACGGAGAACGAGCACGUGGUGAAAGUGGAGUCUGAUCACGGGGGGGAGUUGACGGUGGAGUCUGAGAACGGCGUCAUCAUUCACGAGGCCCACGGCCUGCAGUGCAACGAGUGCGGGGAAAUCUUUGGCAGCAUAGCUGACCUCCACCAACACUUUGAGAUCCACAAGGACCUCAACCCGUACAUCUGCGUCCACUGUGGCGAGAGCUUUGCGGUGGAGGCCAGUCUCAAGCAGCACAUGAAGAUCCACAUGAAAGAAAAGCCCUACGUCCCGCCAGGCGUGGAGAUGAUGAGCAAAGACGUCAUUGACGCCUUCAGCCUCAAGUCCCAUCAGAUGAUCCACCUGCCGGACAAGCCUCACAGGUGCUCGGAGUGCGGCAAGAGUUUUGCAGCUGCAAUCACCCUAAGAGAACACAUGAAGAUGCAUUCAGAGGACAAGCCCUACAAGUGCACCCAGUGUAGGAAGAGCUUUGUCCGCAGAAGGCACCUGAAGAAGCACCAAGAGGUCCACGCCCGUGAGAAGCCAUACACCUGCGGCCAGUGCGGCAAGGGCUUUGCCACCACUUCCAACUUGAAGCAGCACCAGAAGACCCACGCCGUCGUCGUGCUCGCCGACAAGCCCCACCGCUGCACGCAGUGCGGGAAGUGUUUUGCGGCCGCCGCCACCUUGCGGGAGCACCAGAGGAUCCACUCGGGUGAGAAGCCGUACAAGUGCAACAUGUGCAGGAAGAGCUUUGUCCGCAAGCGCCACCUGAAGAAGCACCAACAGGUCCACGCCGGAGGGAAGCCCUACACGUGCAGACAUUGCAACAAGGGCUUCAACCACUCCUCAUCCCUCUCACGCCAUCACAAGACGCACCUGCAGGGUCCCGUCUUCUCCCCCCCGCAGCCCGGGAAGCCCAUGACAUUCGCCUCGCCACCAAAGCAGAGGGUGCAUCUGCAGGGAGAAAAGCCCUACAUGUGCCAUCACUGUGACAAGGGCUUCAAUCAUUCCUCCUCCCUGUCCCGCCACCAAAGAGUCCACUCCGACGGCGACGGCUACACUUGUGGCCAUUGUGGUAAAACCUUCAACCACUCCUCGUCCCUCGCCCGGCAUCAGAGAGUCCACUUGGAGAACAAGCAGCAGGCCCCGCAGCCCCAGCAACUGCAGCAGCCACAGUCGCCACCCCCGCAAGUGGAGCAGUACAGCGCCAUCCCCACCCCCAAGGUGUUCCCCAACAACUCCUUCCCCAAACAGCACCUCCUCUCUGAUGAGAAGCCGUACAGAUGCACCCAAUGUGGGAAAGGCUUCAACCAUUCAUCCUCCCUCUCCAGACACCACAGGAUCCACCUACGCCAGUGAGCGACUGUCCUUACGCCACAGCGCUCGCUUCGCGGCCCUCUCACUCAAUACUGACAAUUAUUUCCCCCCCAGUCACAAGAAAACAAUGGCCGUCACCUUCCUGUGGACGUGCAUGGUCAUGUCAGCUGCAGUUGACAAAUGAGCGUAGGGAUCACCGUGGACCUAGAACCUGGGCGGGGGGGGGGUGUCAUUCUUGUCUUGUUUGAGGUCAUGCUACACUCGAUGCGGGAACUCCAUUAUGAACACUUUUUAAAAAAGAACAGUGUGACUUAUCUUCAUGAGGAAAAAAAAACCUUAUUAGAUCUUUGGGACACGAAUCAAGGCUGUCAACACGAUGGAAACUGUCAUCACCCUACUAACCUGUGUGAAGCAAAUCCACUGUAAAUAACGUCUUCAUUUCUUUUAUAUACGUAUAGGUGACUAGUGUGCUGCUCCUAAAUGAUGACAUUUUUCAUAGCAACACCCACUUUGGUCUUUUUUUUUUCUUAAUUUUUAUUUUAUUUAAGACUUUUUAAGUGUCUGAGAUGAAUUUGUUGCAGCAGCCGUUGGAUUUGCCAUCUUGUAUAUUCCUGAGGUUAUUUUUCCUGUACGUCUGCAAUGGGCGAGCACUGCUGUAUGGACUGUACAGAGCAAUACUGCCUUUACGCUGACAUGCAGUUCAGCCACAGGCAAUUCCUGACAGAAAAUUGAAAGAAAAGGAAAACAACCUGGUUAGCAUUGUUAGACCCUUGUCUUUUUCUGUUUUCCCUCUGCAUCUUUCUUUGGAAUCGAACUAACAAAGCUGUUUAUAGACUACACAUAGCAUCAAUUCUCACUAUCACAAUUUGAUCUCAAGGCUUGUGCGUACUAAAAUAAAAAAAAAAAAGUAAGAUAUGAUGACUUUUUCAAGACUGGAUUGUGCUCUCCUGGUCUGUGUAUAAUCUCUUUUACAAAUGGAUGUAUUUUUUUAGAUAUGGAUGGGUUAUAUGAAAGGGAGCAGAGAAGUAAAACUUUAUGGGAGUGGACAUGGCAAGCAAUAUUUUUCCCCCAUUUUGUUGUUUUUUGCUUCAAUCUGUAGCAUAGUUUUCUUCCUUGUGUUAGAUAGGUGCCUUAUUGCAUGCUAUGUAGAAAUGUAUGCUCAGCUGUUUGAAGAAAAAAAAGGUUUCAGCAUUUUUAAAAAAACAUUUUUACAUUUAGUUCUUCAUACCAAGCAUUUUAGUUUGUCGCCGACAUCUUUUGCUUUUUUUUGUUUUUGUUUUUUUUGAGUUUGUGUAUACUACCAUGUGUGUACAAUGUACAUUGUCUUUAUUUUUCCUCCCUGUGUUCUUUGUAAAUGGCCUAAUGUUGAGAGAACAAAUGUAAACGCUCCAUGUCGCGGUGACGUGCGGUCGGGGGAGGCAGGUGAGGUGAGGCUCUGGAUUAUGAUGAGAAAUUAAAAAAGGAAUCACAUACUUGUCCAUCCAACUGUAUUAUAAAUGUAGAAAUUGCUGAAUUUGCACAUUUCCUGAUCAAAUAUAGACAGAAAGCAAAGAUGAGGCUGCUGUGAGCGUAUCUAAUUGGAUAUAAUGUUAAAAUAAGACCAAUAUCAUAGUCUCUUCAUCCUGGGGGGUGUGCCUGAGAUGCCAGGUUUUUUGCCAGCUGGAGAGCAGCAAGUCCAAAUCCAUUUAAAGUGUUUUUACGCAAUCAAUAAAUUACAUUGCCAAGCUCGACAGAAGGUGCUCAAAAACAAAGCAUCAGAACUUUUCCAGUAGAAUUAUAGAGUAUUACAUAUACCAGACCACCAAUGUCAACAAGUCAGUGCCUCACCAGCCAUUAACCUCAGCAUGUCACUGCCAUGCAGGCAAAACUAUGUGUAACAUCUGGCCCUGUCUGAGUGGUGCGGAAGUGGAUGAAUAAAGGUUGUGGACUCUCGAA
Messenger RNA from Doryrhamphus excisus (bluestripe pipefish), 4251 nucleotides. RefSeq lists its product as uncharacterized. Lineage: Eukaryota; Metazoa; Chordata; Actinopteri; Syngnathiformes; Syngnathidae. Gene Ontology annotation, molecular function: RNA polymerase II cis-regulatory region sequence-specific DNA binding; DNA-binding transcription repressor activity, RNA polymerase II-specific. The record is from RefSeq and is a predicted model, not a curated record. Gene Ontology annotation, biological process: regulation of immune system process; negative regulation of transcription by RNA polymerase II; regulation of cytokine production. Gene Ontology annotation, cellular component: nucleoplasm.